Molecule: messenger RNA, 653 nt
Organism: Paramecium pentaurelia
Lineage: Eukaryota; Ciliophora; Oligohymenophorea; Peniculida; Parameciidae
Source: the annotation of a GenBank genome assembly
UAUGGAUUCAUUAAAUGAUGGUAGUUAGGCAAGGAAAAAGUACGCUGUGAUCACACCAACUGUGAGAAUGGCUUUUAUAAAAAGAGUUUAAUCUAAAUAAUCAACAAUAAAGUAGGCUGCUUAAGAAUUUGGAAUUAAGUUUAGCACCUCUAAAGCUAUUUUGCAAACUUACAGAAGAGAAGGAAGAAUAGGCAAGAAGAAGACUCGUUAGAGAAGAAGUACUUUUAGAUUGGAGUCUCAACCUUAAAAACCUUAAGAAAUCACUAAAACAAAGGAAUCGUUGGCUCCAGUCUAAUGUGUUUAGAAUAGUCCUAUAGACCUAUAAUUUCAAUCUCUAUAAUUAUAGUUAAACUAAUAAAUUUAAAUGAUGCAACUUAGCUUAUCCAUGAAUCCAUAUAGGCUUCUUUAACAGUAAAAGUAUUAAUUUCAUUCUAUAGAAGCCAAUAUUUAAACUAAUAUCUAAUGUAAAUGUAAGCCCAAUAAAUGAUCAAUAUGCAAGGAUGGCAGAUACCCAUUUAGCAAGCUUAGACUCUUCCUUAAUAAUUUGGAAGAAUAGAGGAACAAAGACAAUAUAUAACUCCAUUAUAAUCUAGUAAAUGUCUGGAUCAAAAUUAUGAUGAAGGACGUAGUACAUUAAAGGAUUUCAUUUGAUA